This is a messenger RNA of Xylaria bambusicola, 2076 nucleotides long. RefSeq names its product NAD dependent epimerase/dehydratase. Gene Ontology annotation, biological process: S-adenosylmethionine biosynthetic process. The record is from RefSeq and is a predicted model, not a curated record. Lineage: Eukaryota; Fungi; Ascomycota; Sordariomycetes; Xylariales; Xylariaceae. The transcript is spliced from 3 exons. Gene Ontology annotation, molecular function: methionine adenosyltransferase regulator activity. Gene Ontology annotation, cellular component: methionine adenosyltransferase complex. Bases 482 to 1360 code for a protein of 292 amino acids.
AUCUAGCUUUGAACAACACAUCUGGAAGAUCACAUAAUAUUAAAAGAUUGAACCUGUCAAGACAGUAAGACAAUUGAGAUGGAAUGUUGCAGCUCACUAUCCACCUACCUCGGCAGAAUCCUACCAAGAGGUAACCUUGAUGUCAAUUGUGCCACUCGAAUGGGUCGCUCGUGCCUCAUUAAUACGGUAAUACCUGGUCAUCAAACUGCCACUCCUUUCCUUUCUUCCUUCCUCCCUCGUCUCGUUGCAUGGUGAGAUGCGUACUUCGUAAUCGCCUGGCACCAGUUCGCUUUCUUCUUGCCCUUUCAUCUAUGAACUCCCUGGGUCCGCCAAUGUUGACCACCCAAAACUUUCCAUCCUCAAUUCAGUCAACUACCAGUAGAACCAUCGCCACCACUCGCCCCUAUCUAGUUGCACACGGAAUCUCCUUCGAAUCAACAUCAUCCGGGUUUUAAACCAACUCAUCUCAAAAUUAUUUGAUAUGGCGGCCAAUCGUUUUUUGAUCUGGGGGGGCAAGGGCUGGGUGGCUAGCCACCUUGAAAGCAUUCUGAAGAGUCAAGGGAAGGAGGUCUACAUGACCACAGUCCGCAUGGAAGACCGCGAAGCUGUCAAGGCCGAGUUAGACAAGGUCAAGCCCACACAUGUAUUGAACUGCGCCGGGUGCACCGGGCGCCCGAAUGUCGACUGGUGUGAGGACCAUAAGGAGGAAACUAUGCGGUCUAACGUUAUCGGCACCCUCAACCUGACGGACUGCUGUUCCCUCGCCGGCAUCCACUGUACCGUCUUUGCCACCGGCUGUAUCUACCACUACGAUGAGGCCCACCCCAUUGGUGGACCAGGAUAUACGGAGACAGACCCCGCCAAUUUCAAGGGCAGCUUCUAUUCUGAGACGAAGGGUCAUGUCGAGGAGGUCAUGAAGUAUUACCCUAACUGUCUGAUCUUGCGUCUGCGUAUGCCUGUUUCAGACGACCUCCACCCUCGCAACUUCGUCACCAAGAUCAGCAAGUACGAACGGGUAGUCGAUAUACCCAACAGCAACACCAUACUAACCGACCUACUGCCCGCAUCGGUCCUAAUGGCUGAGCACAGGGAGACGGGUGUCUACAACUUCACCAAUCCAGGUGCCAUAAGCCACAACGAGGUGCUAUCUCUCUUCAGAGAUAUUGUCCGCCCCGGUUUCACAUGGAAGAAUUUCACUAUCGAAGAACAAGCCAAGGUGAUCAAGGCUGGUCGUAGCAAUUGCCUGUUGGACACAACCAAGCUGGAGAACAAGCUUAAAGAAUAUGGAUACACAGUUCCUGAGAUACACGAGGCUUAUAAGCGAUGUUUCGAGAGAAUGAAGGCCGGGGGUGUCAAAUAAAGGCAGUGGUCGCAAUUCGCGCUAGCGGUUGGGGUCAAUCAGGCUGAGCAUACUUGCCUACCCGGAGAGAAGGGCAUUGUGGAAUAAACUACAAUUCUUUUGCCCAAGAAACAGAGCAGACGGCCGAUAGUCAGCUUUGGCUCGAAUACGCUAGAGCGAAAUGGAGCUCAAUGAACCGGCUACCCAAUGAUUCCUCGCUGAUAUGGUAUUUCGGGAGUCUAAACCCGGACUUGGCUGGCAUCUGUUUGGGCCAAGAGGCCAAUCUAACUGCUAUAUGUAGUUCAUUAGAUGGUCUGUGCAAGAACAUGAUAACUUGAAGUGAUUAGGUAUUCAAGUUAAAUGCCAGUACCUAUGUGCUCUCCUUAUCUGUUAAUGGGCUUUAUUUCCCAUACACCGGUACAUGUAAGCAUUCCAUUGGGACUGGAGGUAAGUAGCAUAGCAGCAACAUGUGAAAUGGCGGGGAGAGGGAGGUUACAUGUAAAAGGAUACCCAGGUACAUAUCGAUGUACACACCCAAGACACCUUAGGUACGAAGUAAUUCAUGUUCCUUAGAUACCUACGUAGGUACCUCUACCUAGGUACUGAGAGAUGUUGCGCCACACAACGGGUGACGUGGCUGAGAGACCUCUUCUAGGUACAGCACUUCCCAUCCAAGUUGCGAACACAUCAUAUCUGUGGCGCACGAUUGCGAGGAAACAGUCAGACCAAGAUGAUGG